Messenger RNA from Paramecium sonneborni, 266 nucleotides. Lineage: Eukaryota; Ciliophora; Oligohymenophorea; Peniculida; Parameciidae. The record is from the annotation of a GenBank genome assembly.
AUGUUAAAGAAGAAAGGUUCUGAAUAAUUAGAUAUAAUAUUUGAAGCCGGAGAAGAUCUUCUAAACUUCUCAAAGAAUUAAGUGAUCAUGAUAAAGAAUAAUUCUAUAAAACUUCUUAUCAUUAGACCAAGAACAUUUUUAUCAUAUAGUCUUGAAUUCUGUGUUCUGUGGAAUUACAGGUCUAAAUUACAAAAUGCUGAGAUUUCAAUCAUUAGGCAGAGAUAUAAGAGUACUUUUAAAAAUUAUUAUAAAAGCCUGAAACGAGU